GAAAAUGCUUUCGAUGUGAUAUGGCAAAUUUGGAGAAAAGUAACUCUUUUGCUCCCAACCACUCUUCCACAACUUAAUCGUCCUGUCCUUUUCUGCUGCCCUCGUGGAGUGUAAGUUUUUGAGGGAGACCAGCAGAAACUGACUUUCCAUAUGCCCCUGAAGAAUAACUUCUUUGAAUGCAAAGAGGUGGGGACACGGAGGAUCUGUCAUUACGGGUUAUUAUGGGUGGGACCCAGAGACGGGAGUGAAAGGAGGGUGUGGCCCGCGGGUGGGAUCUGUAGAGCAGACAAAAUAUGGGGCCCCUGGCGCUUAAAGUUCAGUUUGUCUCUCUUGAGCUUGGAGAAAAUCAUCCGUAGUGCCUUCCCGGGGGGCACGUAGAGGAGAGAAAAGCGACCAAGAUAAAAGUGGACAGAAGAAUAAGCGAGACUUGUUAUCCAUGAAACAGUCUCCUGCCCUCGCUCCGGAAGAGCGCUACCGCAGAGCCGGGUCCCCGAAGCCGGUCUUGAGAGCUGAUGACAAUAACAUGGGCAAUGGCUGCUCUCAGAAGCUGGCGACUGCUAACCUCCUCCGGUUCCUGUUGCUGGUCCUGAUUCCAUGUAUCUGUGCUCUCGUUCUCUUGCUGGUGAUCCUGCUUUCCUAUGUUGGAACAUUACAAAAGGUCUAUUUUAAAUCAAAUGGGAGUGAACCUUUGGUCACUGAUGGUGAAAUCCAAGGGUCCGAUGAUGUUAUUCUUACAAAUACAAUUUAUAACCAGAGCACUGUGGUGUCUACUGCACAUCCCGACCAACACGUUCCAGCCUGGACUACGGAUGCUUCUCUCCCAGGGGACCAAAGUCACAGGAAUACAAGUGCCUGUAUGAACAUCACCCACAGCCAGUGUCAGAUGCUGCCCUACCACGCCACGCUGACACCUCUCCUCUCAGUUGUCAGAAACAUGGAAAUGGAAAAGUUCCUCAAGUUUUUCACAUAUCUCCAUCGCCUCAGUUGCUAUCAACAUAUCAUGCUGUUUGGCUGUAGCCUCGCCUUCCCUGAGUGCGUCAUUGAUGGCGAUGACAGUCAUGGACUCCUGCCCUGUAGGUCCUUCUGUGAGGCUGCAAAAGAAGGCUGUGAAUCAGUCCUGGGGAUGGUGAAUUACUCCUGGCCGGAUUUCCUCAGAUGCUCCCAGUUUAGAAACCAAACUGAAAGCAGCAAUGUCAGCAGAAUUUGCUUCUCACCUCAGCAGGAAAACGGAAAGCAAUUGCUCUGUGGAACGGGUGAGAACUUUCUGUGUGCCAGUGGAAUCUGCAUCCCCAGGAAACUGCAAUGUAAUGGCUACAACGACUGUGACGACUGGAGUGACGAGGCUCAUUGCAACUGCAGCGAGAAUCUGUUUCACUGUCACACAGGCAAGUGCCUUAAUUACAGCCUUGUGUGUGAUGGAUAUGAUGACUGUGGGGAUUUGAGUGAUGAGCAAAACUGUGAUUGCAAUCCCACAACAGAGCAUCGCUGCGGGGACGGGCGCUGCAUCGCCAUGGAGUGGGUGUGUGAUGGUGACCACGACUGUGUGGAUAAGUCCGACGAGGUCAACUGCUCCUGUCACAGCCAGGGUCUGGUGGAAUGCAGAAAUGGACAAUGUAUCCCCAGCACAUUUCAAUGUGAUGGCGACGAGGACUGCAAGGAUGGGAGUGAUGAGGAGAACUGCAGCGUCAUUCAGACUUCAUGUCAAGAAGGAGACCAAAGAUGCCUCUACAAUCCCUGCCUUGAUUCAUGUGGUGGUAGCUCUCUCUGUGACCCGAACAACAGUCUGAAUAACUGUAGUCAAUGUGAACCAAUUACAUUGGAACUCUGCAUGAAUUUGCCCUACAACAGUACAAGUUAUCCAAAUUACUUUGGCCACAGGACUCAAAAGGAAGCAUCCAUCAGCUGGGAGUCUUCUCUUUUCCCUGCACUUGUUCAAACCAACUGUUAUAAAUACCUCAUGUUCUUUUCUUGCACCAUUUUGGUACCAAAAUGUGAUGUGAAUACAGGCCAGCGUAUCCCUCCUUGCAGGGCAUUGUGUGAACACUCUAAAGAACGCUGUGAGUCUGUUCUUGGGAUUGUGGGCCUACAGUGGCCUGAAGACACAGAUUGCAGUCAAUUUCCAGAGGAAAAUUCAGACAAUCGAACGUGCCUGAUGCCUGAUGAAUAUGUGGAAGAAUGCUCACCUAGUCAUUUCAAGUGCCGCUCAGGACGGUGUGUUCUGGCUUCCAGAAGAUGUGAUGGCCAGGCCGACUGUGACGAUGACAGUGAUGAGGAAAACUGUGGUUGUAAAGAGAGAGAUCUUUGGGAAUGUCCAUCCAAUAAACAAUGUUUGAAGCACACAGUGAUCUGCGAUGGGUUCCCAGACUGCCCUGAUUACAUGGACGAGAAAAACUGCUCAUUUUGCCAAGAUGAUGAGCUGGAAUGUGCAAACCAUGCGUGUGUGUCACGUGACCUGUGGUGUGAUGGCGAAGCCGACUGCUCAGACAGUUCAGAUGAAUGGGACUGUGUGACCCUCUCUAUGAAUGUGAACUCCUCUUCCUUUCUGAUGGUUCACAGAGCUGCCACAGAACACCAUGUGUGUGCAGAUGGCUGGCAGGAGAUGUUGAGUCAGCUGGCCUGCAAGCAGAUGGGUUUAGGAGAACCAUCUGUGACCAAAUUGAUACAGGAACAGGAGAAAGAGCCACGGUGGCUGACAUUACACUCCAACUGGGAGAGCCUCAAUGGGACCACUUUACAUGAAUUUCUAGUAAAUGGGCAGUCUUGUGAGAGCAGAAGUAAAAUUUCUCUUCUGUGUACUAAACAAGACUGUGGGCGCCGCCCUGCUGCCCGAAUGAACAAAAGGAUCCUUGGAGGUCGGACGAGUCGCCCUGGAAGGUGGCCAUGGCAGUGUUCUCUGCAGAGUGAACCCAGUGGACAUAUCUGUGGCUGUGUCCUCAUUGCCAAGAAGUGGGUUCUGACAGUUGCCCACUGCUUCGAGGGGAGAGAGAAUGCUGCAGUUUGGAAAGUGGUGCUUGGCAUCAACAAUCUAGACCAUCCAUCAGUGUUCAUGCAGACACGCUUUGUGAAGACCAUCAUCCUGCAUCCCCGCUACAGUCGAGCAGUGGUGGACUAUGACAUCAGCAUCGUUGAGCUGAGUGAAGACAUCAAUGAGACUGGCUACGUCCGGCCUGUCUGCUUGCCCAACCCGGAGCAGUGGCUACAGCCUGACACGUACUGCUAUAUCACAGGCUGGGGCCACAUGGGCAAUAAAAUGCCAUUUAAGCUGCAAGAGGGAGAGGUCCGCAUUAUUUCUCUGGAACAUUGUCAGUCCUACUUUGACGUGAAGACCAUCACCACUCGGAUGAUAUGUGCUGGCUAUGAGUCUGGCACAGUUGAUUCAUGCAUGGGUGACAGCGGUGGGCCUCUUGUUUGUGAGAAGCCUGGAGGACGGUGGACAUUAUUUGGAUUAACUUCAUGGGGCUCCGUCUGCUUUUCCAAAGUCCUGGGGCCUGGCGUUUAUAGUAAUGUGUCAUAUUUCGUCGAAUGGAUUAAAAGACAGAUUUACAUCCAGACCUUUCUCCUAAACUAAUUAUAAGGAUGAUCAGAGACUUUUGCCAGCUACACUAAAAGAAAAUGGCCUUCUUGACUGUGAAGAGCUGCCUGCAGAGAGCUGUACAGAAGCACUUUUCAUGGACAGAAAUGCUCAAUCGUGCACUGCAAAUUUGCAUGUUUGUUUUGGACUAAUUUUUUUCAAUUUAUUUUUUCACCUUCAUUUUUCUCUUAUUUCAAGUUCAGUGAAAGACUUUACAAAAGCAAACAAAGCAGACUUUGUCCUUUUGCCAGGCCUAACCAUGACUGCAGCACAAAAUUAUCGACUCUGGAGAGAUUUAAAAUCAUGCAGGUGCUACAGUAACAGGUUAUGGAAUGUUCUCUUUUAUCCUAUCACAAAAAAAGACAUAGAGAUUUAGGCUGAUUAAUUAUCUCUACCAGUUUUUGUUUCUCAAGCUCAGUGCGUAGUGGUAAAUUUCAGUGUUAACAUUGGAGACUUGCUUUUCUUUUUCUUUUUUUAUACCCCACAAUUUUUUUUUAUUACACUUCGAAUUUUAGCGUACAUGUGCACAACGUGCAGGUUAGUUACAUAUGUAUACAUGUGCCAUGUUGGUGUGCUGAACCCAGUAACUCGUCAUUUGAUUUAUUAAAAGCCAAGAUAAUUUACAUGUUUAAAGUAUUUACUAUUACCCUUCUAAUGUUUGCAUAAUUCUGAGAACUGAUAAAAGACAGCAAUAAAAGACCAAUGUCAUCCAUUUAGGUAGCAAGACAUAUUGAAUGCAAAGUUCUUUAGAUAUCAAUAUUAACACUUGACAUUAUUGGACCCCCAUUCUGGAUGUAUAUCAAGAUCAUAAUUUUAUAGAAGAGUCUCUAUAGAACUGUCCUCAUAGCUGGGUUUGUUCAGGAUAUAUGAGUUGGCUGAUUGAGACUGCAACAACUACAUCUAUAUUUAUGGGCAAUAUUUUGUUUUACUUAUGUGGCAAAGAACUGGAUAUUAAACUUUGCAAAAGAGAAUUUAGAUGAGAGAUGCAAUUUUUUAAAAAGAAAAUUAAUUUGCAUCCCUUGUUUAAUUAAAUUUAUUUUUCAGUUUUCUUGCGUUCAUCCAUACCAACAAAGUCAUAAACAGCAAACUUUGCAUGGAGUAAAACAUUUUGUAAUUUUCCUCAAAAGAUGUUUAAUAUCUGGUUUCUUCUCAUUGGUAAUUAAAAUUUUAGAAAUGAUUUUUAGCUCUAGGCCACUUUACGCAACUCAAUUUCUGAAGCAAUUUGGUAAAAAGUAUUUUUCCCCUCUAAAAAACUUUAAAACACAAAUCUUCAUAUAUACUUAAUUUAAUUAGUCAGGCAUCCAUUUUGCCUUUUAAACAACUAGGAUUCCCUACUAACCUCCACCAGCAACCUGGACUGCCUCAGCAUUCCAAAUAGAUACUACCUGCAAUUUUAUACAUGUAUUUUUGUAUCUUUUCUGUGUGUAAACAUAGUUGAAAUUCAAAAAGUUGUAGCAAUUUCUAUACUAUUCAUCUCCCGUCCUUCAGUCUGUAUAAACCUAAGGAGACUGUGAAAUCCAGCAACUGAAUUGUGGUCACGAUUGUAUGAAAGUUCAAGAACAUAUGUCAGUUUUGUUACAGUUGUAGCUAUAUACUCAAUGUAUCAACUUUUAGCCUGCUCAACUUAGGCUCAGUGAAAUAUAUAUAUUAUACUUAUUUUAAAUAAUUCUUAAUACAAAUAAAAUGGUAAUGGUCUAAUCACCUUUUUUUUUUUGGAUGGAUAUGGGUGGCAAGUCCUAAGAAAUUGUUUCUGUCUCUAUAACAGCAUGCUGGCACCCUGCUUACCAAUCACAAUUCACCUCCCUUAUAUCUCACUCUCACAGGUACAUGCUCUUUUAUUUUAGAGGAUCAAUGGCUCCUUGACUGGUCUGAAAUUAGAGGUUGCUAAUAGUCUCAAAUUGCCCAUUAAGUGUCCAGUGGGAACUUUAGUCCUGGUAAGGGCACACAGAUCUUUAACGUCUAGAGUACAUUUUGGGAACCCAAUACAAUUAUUUUAUACACGUUUUGUAAUAAGAUUAUAUCCCAAAAUGUAUAUAUUAAUCAAUGUUCUUAUCUACUGAGAGCAAUGAUAUAACCCUUGGUCCCUCCCAAAUUUGGUGAAAUACACUGAACACCAGAUCACAUCAACCUGGGUAACUUUAUGUAAAAGAGUUAUUGACUUGUAAAUGUGACCCUUUAAAGGCUUCAUACAGAUCCCAACCUCUUUAGCCUAAGGUCUAGAUUGUGUUUCAGAAUUAAAAAUUUUCCAAAUUUUAAAAAGAAAUACAGUUUAGCAUUCAGUAAUGAAAUAUAUUAAUAUUUUUGUAGCAAAGUAUAUGAAUGAUUACAUUAAGCAAAGUAUAUAAAUAGCUUUACAUUUGUUCAGGGCAUAGAAUUUACGCCUAAUUUAUGAAAAAUAUUUCAGUUUUCAGAGGUUUGGAGAUUUUGGAAUUGUGGAUACGAGAUUGUGGCCCUGUAACAUUAGCACUCAGUAUUUUCCUCUAUUCAUAUGUACAGAUAAUUUAAUUCUGAAAAUUGAAAAUUGUUCUUUUUCCUUAGUAUUUUUGGAUCAUUCUUUGUCCUUAGAUUCUAACCUUUUUAUUUACAAGUGAACAUAUCUCUAAAUUAUUGUUUAUCAGGAGACGACGAUUUCAGGGAAUGAAUGCCAGCUGCUGUGAGGAUAAUAAAUGAUAUGACAUCAGUGAUUUUCCAUAUAAGAAAAGGCAAAGCAAUAUUCUGGUAAAAGGCAUGCUUUGUG
Molecule: messenger RNA, 6308 nt
Organism: Gorilla gorilla gorilla (western lowland gorilla)
Lineage: Eukaryota; Metazoa; Chordata; Mammalia; Primates; Hominidae
Gene: CORIN
Product: corin, serine peptidase
Exons: 22
Coding region: 437-3568 (1043 amino acids)
Biological process (GO): regulation of blood pressure; peptide hormone processing
Cellular component (GO): signaling receptor complex; plasma membrane
Molecular function (GO): serine-type endopeptidase activity; protein binding
Source: RefSeq, a predicted model, not a curated record